AUGAAUCUCUGGCUGAAGGCUUGUGCCUAUGUUCUGCUUGCUCAGCGAGCGCUAGCAUAUCCAUCUCCUGCCAUUUUCUACCAUAACCUUACCGUGGAAGAGUUUGACCCCGCCCUGCAAAAAAGGCAGAAUGUAGGUCAAGGGCAGAUGCUUCGCAUCUUGCCCCUCGGAGCCUCUAUUACCAACGGCGAAAUGUCUUCACACAAGUGUGGCUACCGAAAGCAUCUUCGCGAAGCUUUACGUGCGGCUGGGUAUGAAGUCGACAUGAUAGGAUCCAAACAGACUGGUAUAGACUUUGAUGACAAUGAUAAUGAAGGUUGGGGUGGCUAUACAAUUGAUCAGGUUCAUCAAAAGGGCAAGGCUAUGUACCCGGCGAAGCCAAAUCUUGUCUUGAUCAACGCAGGAACCAACAACUGCCGCUUGAAUGAGCAUGAUGCACUCGCGAAUGGCUACUUGGACAUGCAUAGAAUGGUUCUCGAUAUCUUCAACAAUAUCGAGGGAGUUACUAUCAUUCUAUCUGGCUUGUUGCCUAACAAUGCCCAUCCUCAGUGCAACAAAGAGCUAAACGAUGGCUAUGGUUAUCUUGUUAAUAGCCUAGCUGCUGAGGGAAAGAAAAUCAUCUAUGCAAAUCUGCAGUAUGAUUGGAUUGACUUAGCCGACGGCACUCACCCCAACGACGAAGGGUACAAGAAGCUGGCGGCCGUCUGGUUCAGGGCUAUUGAUCAAGCUCGGCAGAAGCAUUUCAUCACUGAUCCUGCUCAUAUUGACCCUGGAAAGGGCGAGAAUGGUGUCUGUGACAAGAAGCCAGGAGAGUAUGACCUCAGUGGACAAUCCCAGCGUGGUUCUGGUGCCGAUGAUGGGCCCUACAAGCACAAGGGUCAGGCUAUGGGAACGGCCCGUCUGUUUAUUAGCCCGAUUCACGUGAAGGACCUAGGCCAAACCCUCUUCGUCGCCAAGGUGAUGGGUGGUCUUGGAGGUAACCUGGUCUGGUACUAUGAGCCAGUACGAUACCCAGGUGAAUUCCGAGUAUACAGCUAUGACGACUGGAAGAGCGGAAUACGGAAUACGUUCAAGAAUGGUGACGGCUACGACGACUUUAUUUGUAUUGGACCCGAGGGUAACAUGCAUGUUCUAACCUUACUGGUAUCUGGCCUCCGUUAA
This is a messenger RNA of Aspergillus calidoustus, 1161 nucleotides long. The record is from the annotation of a GenBank genome assembly. Lineage: Eukaryota; Fungi; Ascomycota; Eurotiomycetes; Eurotiales; Aspergillaceae.